Messenger RNA from Tremella mesenterica DSM 1558, 2275 nucleotides. RefSeq names its product multi-copper oxidase (gene Tmfet3). Gene Ontology annotation, cellular component: high-affinity iron permease complex. The record is from RefSeq and is a predicted model, not a curated record. Gene Ontology annotation, molecular function: ferroxidase activity; copper ion binding. The annotation marks the transcript as partial. NCBI's taxonomy places the organism in Eukaryota, Fungi, Basidiomycota, Tremellomycetes, Tremellales, Tremellaceae. The transcript is spliced from 11 exons. Gene Ontology annotation, biological process: reductive iron assimilation; cellular response to iron ion starvation.
CUCAUCAUCGUCGAUACUCCCCUUCACUACUAAACUCAACGUCAAUCCCGUCGAGGGCAGUAGAAUUGAAAGAUACGUAUAGCUACAGUACCUGUCCCCCAUGAGAUCCCUACUUGCGCCGGAUUGUUGGCUGCCACUGUAGCCAAAGCAGCCACUUUGGAGCAAUGGUGGAACAUCACUUGGACCACCGCCAAUCCUGAUGGACUGCAAGAACGUCGAGUCAUAGGUGUUAACGGAACAUGGCCCCCCCCUCCUCUCAUCGGAACCCAGGGUGAUGUCUUCCUUAUUCACGCCACCAAUGGUCUCGGUGAUGGAAGUGGUACUUCCCUUCACUCCCAUGGUAUGUUCUUCAACGGUACAAAUUAUUACGAUGGUGCCGUUGGAAUCACUCAAUGCUCGAUUCCACCUGGAGAAACCCUCGACUACCAUAUUGACACCAAACUACAGACCGGUACAUAUUGGAUUCAUGGACAUUAUCUAGGUCAAUAUGUCGACGGUUUGAGAUCUCCGGUCAUCAUUCACCCUGUCAACAAGACAGGUCGAAGCGAUGAUGUAUCUUGGGACGACGAAUACACCAUUGUUGUCUCUGAUUGGUACCAUGACGAACACGCUGUUCUCUUGAAUCAAUUCAUGAAUUGGAAGAACCCUACCGGUGCCGAACCAGUUCCCAACUCUGCGGUCAUUUAUGUUUUACACAACAAUACUUACUACCCUGACGCGGCGAGUAUCAACAACGGUCAAGCGACAUCUGACAAUGCCUCUAUCGAAUUUGUACCUGGUCGAAAGUAUAGAAUUCGAGUGAUUAACAUGUCCGCUCUUGCCAUGUUCUAUCUCUCUAUGAACGGUCACGAAAUGAGCAUCAUCGAGAUGGAUGGUGUCGAGAUGCAGCCUUAUCCCAUCGACAUGCUCACCGCCGCUGUGGCCCAGCGUUACUCGGUCCUCGUGGAGGCUAAGAACGAAACCAGCGCCAAUUAUGCCAUCGACGUGAUGCAAGAUCCAGCCAUGUAUGACACGGUACCCGACGAUUUGGUACUGAACAACACCCUACAAAUUAUCUACGCUACCGCCAAUCCCCCUGCAGAGGGUAGCAUAUAUGAAGAAUUCCCAAUGUUUAAUGACACGGAGCUCGCACCUGUUCUCGAGAAGGCUAUGGCUCCUGCCGAUAUCGAAUACGUGUUGAACGUUUUCUUCGAUACAUAUGACGAUGGUACCAACCGCGCGUCAUUCAACAAUGUCACUUUCCAAGAGCCGCCCACCGCUUCCAUCUUCACAGCGUUGACAAUGGGAAACGAUUCCUUCUUAUCUAGCGUAUACGGCAAGCAAACAAACGCUUACGCUUAUCCUCACAUGGCCAACAUCCAAUUGACGGUGUACAACUGGGAUGCUGGUUUCCACCCUUUCCACUUGCACGGUCACGAAUUCCAAGUCGUCUCAAAGAGUUUCGACGUUACUUCAAACGACACCACAGUCAAUCCUGAACUUGUGGAAGGUCAAUCGAACCCUUCUAGAAGAGACACCAUCACUAUUCCACCUACCGGUAGAGUCGUCCUCCGAUGGAGAGCUGAUAACCCCGGCGCUUGGUUCUUCCACUGUCAUAUCGAUUGGCAUUUGUCUUCCGGUCUCGCAGCAGUAUUCAUCGAAGCUCCCGAAGCGUUCCAGGGUAACGUACCCGGUGUAGCCAACACUACCAUUCCUCAAGUCUUCUACGAUCAAUGUAAAUACUUCGACUUACCUACUUCAGGCAAUGUGGUCGGCAAAUUCUCCACCAGUGAUUUCAAGGGUGAACCUUCUGGACCAUUCCCUCUUAAGAUGGGCUGGACGCCUAAAGCUAUCGGUGCUCUCGCAGGUUGUAUCAUCACCUUCCUCAUCGGUGUGGCCACCAUCAUCUGGUACGGCUGGGGAACUCUCGAAGAGGAGGACGUGGAAGAGGAGAUCCGACGAAAGGUCGCUCUUAAACAAGCACAGGGAAGUAAAGGUUUCCUUUCCCGUUUCUCCCGUAAGUGAGGUAUCAGAACGUAGGAGUAUAAUCAUCUGGGUUUCGAGGAGAUUUGUGUCAUGGGAACGAACGUUGAUGUGGUGUGUGUGAAUCUAGCCAAGGGGCAGUGUUGGAUCUUGGUAGAUGAGGGAAAUGCAAGUAUGAUUCAGGUUGGUUUUCUCAUGAAAGCUUUUUCUUUUCGUUCUUCACGCGUCAUGUGAAUAAAGAAUGGGUUUCGUGCUCUUAAAGCUCCACUUUCGGUACGAGAUGACGAUGAAUGGGCUGGUCUUGACGUCAUGA